AUGAAACAAAAAAACAGUGACCCUAAAUUUGUUUCAUAUGUUACUCCAAAAGCUCCAAAGGAAGCUACUAGUUCUACUCCAGCUCCUUCGUCUUUUUUAACCUCAACUUCAGUUCUCAUAAACCUUGAUUUAGAAAUUGUCCAAAAAGUUUUUGGCUCACUACCAAAUAAAGAAAUUGUUAAUAAUAUCUCUGAAAACACUUCUUCAUCUAAAGAUAGGUCAAAACUUUUGGACCCUGACAAAUAUCUUGAAGACGAUGAUAUAGAAGAAGACUUAAAAGAUUUCACCAUUAUUACAAAAGCUACUACCUUUGCAGUUACUAGUAAUAUUAAGUUUACACCUAAAGAAAAGAAUAACAGCAAAAUUAUUCUUGCCAUCAAUAAUGAUUUUGCUCAAAAUGAUGAUUUUAGAGGAAUCAAUACCUUCUGUGAUUUCUCUCAAUACAAAGCUGAUAUGCAAUUUAACAAAAGGAUUAUUCAUGUUACUGAUAUUUCAUUACAAAUGAAACCUGCUAAUAUCAAACAAGAUUUUGCCAAAUAUAGAACUGUACUGAUUUUAAAAUGA
Molecule: messenger RNA, 564 nt
Organism: Funneliformis geosporum
Lineage: Eukaryota; Fungi; Glomeromycota; Glomeromycetes; Glomerales; Glomeraceae
Source: the annotation of a GenBank genome assembly